AUGGAAUCUAUGCAAUGCGAGCUAUACCUAUAUACACCCAGCUUUCCUCUGGCAUUGGUGGCUAUCAUCAUCUUUUCGGUUUUGACGACAAUUCAUUUCCUCCGCAUGACUAGAGCCGGAACAUGGAGCGGUGUAUACUUUGUCUUUGGGGGUGUUGCGCAAACAUCGGGAUAUACAGCGCGCUUAUUUUCAACACAAAACCCAUGCAAUAAAGUCGCCUACGGCAUCCAAUCUGUUUUGCUACUAGUGGGUCCGACUUUGAUGAUGUUCUCCGUCAAUUUGGCCAUGAUUGAAUUUACUCGAGCACUGAAAGCGGAGAGAUUCUGUUGGGUUCCGGUCAACUUACAGCGGCCACUAUACCUCAGUAUGAACACUGUCUUGGCUCUCAUUCAAGGCAUUGGAGGUAUUAUGACUGCAUCAUCUACCAACGUCACGAUCAUCGCAGCCGGGACUAAAGUCGGAAUUGCAAUAUUCAUAAUCCAACUGGUAUUUUGGCUCUUUACCCUCGCAGAAAACACGUAUAUAACAAUACGUCUGCGCCGUGGGUCGUCAGAGACCAGUCAAUCGGCAUUCCCUACUUGGAAGUAUUGGAGCCAGCUUUUUGGACUUGCAGUUUCUAUCAUCGCAUUGGGUCGUAAUAUCAUGCGAUUGACUAUGGAUGGUGGAAUCGAAUUUCUUCUCGUCAACGAGUGGACAUCAUAUGCAUUUGAUGGCUAUCAAAUGGCGGUGGUUCUGGGGGUGUGGGCGAUCUGGUACUUACCAGGAAAGUGCCGAGAUGUAUCAGAAAUGACGCCUCAUAGUAUGAGCCUCUAUAGACUCCAUACCAGAGGCUCAGACGAGACAUGA
This is a messenger RNA of Penicillium manginii, 846 nucleotides long. RefSeq lists its product as uncharacterized. The record is from RefSeq and is a predicted model, not a curated record. The transcript is spliced from 2 exons. Gene Ontology annotation, cellular component: membrane. Lineage: Eukaryota; Fungi; Ascomycota; Eurotiomycetes; Eurotiales; Aspergillaceae. Bases 1 to 846 code for a protein of 281 amino acids.